Chanos chanos (milkfish) is the source of this 423-nucleotide messenger RNA. It is a transcript of the gene tmem107, whose product is annotated as transmembrane protein 107. Bases 1 to 423 code for a protein of 140 amino acids. Gene Ontology annotation, cellular component: MKS complex. The transcript has 5 exons. The record is from RefSeq and is a predicted model, not a curated record. Gene Ontology annotation, biological process: non-motile cilium assembly; protein localization to ciliary transition zone. NCBI's taxonomy places the organism in Eukaryota, Metazoa, Chordata, Actinopteri, Gonorynchiformes, Chanidae.
AUGACGGUGAUAAACAGCAUCGUUCCUGCACGAUUCCUGACUCUUAUUGCACAUCUGGUGAUCGUCAUUACCAUAUUCUGGUCACGGAGCAACAAUGUCCAGGCUUGCCUUCCGCUGGAUUUCAGUGAAGAGGAGUACAAUACUGAGGACACACGGUUGGUUGUGGCACUCUCAGUGACUCUGGGUCUGUUUGGGGUCGAACUGGCUGGGUUUUUCUCUGGAGUAUCCAUGUUCAACCACAGCCAGAGCCUUCUGUCACUGGCGGCCCAUUGCAGUGCAUCCAUCUGUCUGUCCUUCUUUGUGUUCCAGAAGUGGGAGUGUUGGACAUACUGGUUUAUUUUUGCCUUUUGCAGUGUAAUUCCUGCAUUGUGUGAGCUCAUCCUCUUCAUUGCUGUGUUUGGACUGAAGAAAAAACCAUUUUGA